AUGAUGUCGCGGUCUGUGCGAGCCGAAACUCGAAGUCGUGCUAAAGAUGACAUUAAACGAGUUAUGCAAGUUGUGGAUAAAGUUCGUCACUGGGAAAAAAAAUGGGUGACGAUAGGAGAGACUACCAUGAAAAUUUACAAAUGGGUACCGAUAUCAACGCUUGAGUUGAAAAAAAAAGCAAAGUCUCUAGCUGAUAAAGAAAAUGGUUUGCCAAGAAAAAGCGGGAUCGACUCAUCAAACAACUCGAAUUUCGGGCUCACCGAGGAUUCAAACACAUGCUUUUCGACUGUAAGUGAUUCACAAGGAAUGACAGAUUUUUCAACACAUCUAGGGUUCUCAGAAGAUUCAAACUCGCAAAACAGCGAGCCAGCUCCAAAAGUACUCAAGACUGAUUGA
Messenger RNA from Cotesia congregata, 396 nucleotides. The record is from the annotation of a GenBank genome assembly. NCBI's taxonomy places the organism in Eukaryota, Metazoa, Arthropoda, Insecta, Hymenoptera, Braconidae.